GCGUUGUUUCGAAGCAGCUCCGGCCCGCUCCGCGCUGCUCCGCGUUUCGCCGACCCUUUCGCAUCGAAAGAUCAUGUCGCGCUUGUAGCAAGAGUACAUCCCGAGAAGGAUCGCCGUAAGCCGCACAUCAGCAGCAAAUCAUCCCCGUUGGAGACUUACGAGCUGGAAGGAUCAUCUCGUUAUCCCCAUCGUUCCCGAAAGGCAUCGUGGCGACGAGAGGGAAUUGCUGGACAAGGCAUUGGCUGGACGAUCAUUGCGACGCUAAGAAUGCGGCAACAGCGACAUUCACACCUGGUAUCGAGAACCCCACCGGCCACCACCCCUGUUUACGACACGUGUAUCUCCAUGGCGAUGUGUUGAGUAACGCGUAAAUAAAUGCAUCACGUGAGUCACGUCAAUGCACGCAAGUUUGUUGACCAGUUCAGGCCCUGCUCCGUUUAUGUAUUUUUUCGUGAUCAAAUGCAUCAGACAAACAUGGCACCGAAGAAAUUACGUGAGAAAAAGCGCGAUUUCAAUCAGAACUUGAUCGAACCGCCUCGCUCAUUCGAACAGUUGUGCAACAUGAUAAACAAACUAGAAAAGGAUAGCAGUAUUGAAAUUACGGAGUGCAAUCGGAUGGAUUUAUUAGCUGUCGAUGUAAAAUACGAUGCUAAUCUGGAGCCAGCAAUGUGCAAGUAUUUGGGACAAAUCGAACCGGAGAAAGAUGUUUCGACGGACAAAUGCGAGUCAGUCGUAACAACUUACGAAGACAUAAUGUCCUUCCUAGGAACGCUAGAAAAUGAAGAUACACCAGCGAAUGACAUCACUGCCAAUAAUGCGACAACUGUAAUCUCGUCCUGCCAAAAUCCUAGUAGGUAUGACGUGCAGAAUUUUGGCUCCAUUCAACGGGACGAUUUAGAGACCGCGAGAUUGCAAAUCGAGGAAAGAAACGCGACGAUAGAAUGUUUAAAAAAUCAACUGAAGUCCGAGCGCAAGGCGGCGUGUGACAAGAUGGCAUCGCAAAAACGUCAUCACGCUAUCAAGGCGAAGGAGUUGGAGAACAAGUACAGGACGAUCGUGAAACGCCAUCAGAAGUUUAUCGAGCAGCUGCUCGCCGAGAAGACGGAUCUCACGCAGAAAUGCGACUCUCUGGCGCGACAAAUCAAAGAGAUGGAACAAAAGAUUCAGCGAGAUUUGAAGGUAAUUACUGAGAGGCACGCCGUCGAGCUGCAACGCGCGAAGGAGAACAUAGCAGCAUCUGAGAAGAUUCGGCGCGAGCGAUGGCUGGAGAUGAAAACGUCGAAAAUCAAGGAAAUGACAGUAAAAGGCCUGGAACCAGAGUUGCACAAUAUGAUGGAGCAACAUCAACAGGAGAUACAAGAAUUAAGACGUACGCAUAUAAAAGACUUACAGGAUAUGGAGUUGCGCGCGAUGCGUAGGUCGAAUCAACAGCUAGAGCAAUUGCGAAUCGAAUUGACAGACAGCCACGAGAAAAUAUUGGCCAAGGAGAAAGACAUAUUGGUAGCAAGAUACAAAGAAAAGCUGGAAGAGCAAGAGGCGCACUUUCAGACGCAACAGAAAACAUUUGCGGAGCAUUUCGAAAGAGAGAAAUCGAUGCUCAUCGCAGAGCAAAAGAAACGCGACCGGGAAACAAGUGUAAUAAUACAACAAACGGAAUUGCACUUUCAGAAAGACACGGAAAGAUUAAAAGAGCAAUACGAAAUUGCUAAGAGGAAUUUCGAGGAAUCCCUGAGAAAAGAAUGGCUCGCGUGGGCGGAUAAUUAUAAAAAAGAACAAAAUGUGACUUUCACAAGAGCGGAAGCUACAAUUCGUAACGAUUGUCAAAAAGAAAGAGACAAGCAGAUAGAGAUCGCUAUAGUCAGAUUGGAGAAAAAAUCUCGUGAAAUGCAAGACAAGUUGCAGCAAAGUUUCGACAAUAAAUUAGAGCUAAUGCAAGAAGAUUACAACACAAAAUUGCAGGCCGCAAUUAAAAGCGAGAGUAUUUAUAAAAAUAAAUUGCUAUUAUUGGAAGAAAAAUUCAAAUGUACAGAAAUCCAAUUUGAAAAAACAGAAAAUAAAUUAAAAGAAUAUAUUUUAAAUCUUAAUAAUAUGAAUGAGACAAUCGUAAAGUUGACUAAGGAGAGAGACAAUGCAAAGGAUAUAGCGAGGCAAGAAAUUGAGACAGAGAAACGAGAGUUGGAAAACAAAAUCGCAUCGCUUUAUCAAGAAAUAACACAGAAUAACGUUAACAGAGAUCAACUUAUGGCACAGUUACAUAGCAGGAUAAAACUUGUAGUUACUCAAAAAGUUUUAAUUAUAAAGAAUCUAAAUAAAAAAUUAGAUGAAGCAAAUUCAAGAUCGCAACACUUGGAAAAAUUGCUAGAUCAACAAAGAAAAGAAUAUAUUUUAAAAUCUUUGUAAAUAUAAUUUAAAAAUUGUAUAUGUGUGUGCGUGUGUGUGUGUGUAUGCUUGUAUUAAGGACAGCUUUCAAGAAUAUAAAGGUUUUGACUAUAAAAA
Wasmannia auropunctata (little fire ant) is the source of this 2496-nucleotide messenger RNA. It is a transcript of the gene dila, whose product is annotated as centrosomal protein of 131 kDa-like. The record is from RefSeq and is a predicted model, not a curated record. Lineage: Eukaryota; Metazoa; Arthropoda; Insecta; Hymenoptera; Formicidae. Gene Ontology annotation, biological process: intraciliary transport involved in cilium assembly; regulation of centrosome duplication; cilium assembly. Gene Ontology annotation, cellular component: centriolar satellite.